Molecule: messenger RNA, 1506 nt
Organism: Anopheles marshallii
Lineage: Eukaryota; Metazoa; Arthropoda; Insecta; Diptera; Culicidae
Gene: vir-1
Exons: 5
Coding region: 1-1506 (501 amino acids)
Source: RefSeq, a predicted model, not a curated record
AUGCGACGAUUCACGACCAGUUUGCUGCUGGUGGUUGCCUUGACCGUGACCGCCACCGUCGCCUAUCCAGCGAGCUACGAGAAGGAGAAGGAAUCGGACACAUCGGAAGAUGCUGAGUAUAUCGUCGUGCCGUUGGCGCACCACCGCCCGACGUACUAUAACAGGUAUCCGUCAUCGUUUGAAGGCUUCGACGGUGUAGUGGAUACGGGGGAUUUCGCGCCGAUUCCGACCAGACCCGUGUACUUCCCAUCGUACAACCCGUUCUCGUGGCAUCUUUCGGGAUAUCUGGAUGAUCUUCUGAAACGUGUGCGAGAUCGUUUCUCGGGUUCGUGGAAUCCGUUCUAUGGUGGUGAUUUCGUCCCAUCCGGACCAGGAGUUUGGCCGGCGGAGCUUCCGGACGACUCGUCGGAAGAUGGCGUUACUAACUCUACCUCUACUGUGAAGGUCAUCGACGGACACAAGGUUGUGAUUAAUGAUACGUACUACACCAAGAAGACGGAGUUCGGUACCUCGAUCUUCAAGGUGCGUGUCAUUGACGUGAAGCCCACGGACGACAGCACUGAGGUGGUUACCACCCCGAAAGCACCAACUGACGUUGAGGUCGGCAAUCGUAAUGGGGCGGAUGGUGAGUCGGAUAAGAAACCAGACGCACCGUCGACUGAUGCACCGAAACGGGAUACCGAGCUAGAGUCGAGUGAUGAGGAGAAGACGACCGCAGACGAUGAUAAUCUGAACACGAUCGACACGUCCGACGUGGACAUCGAUGAGGCGAAGGAGAAUGGAAACGAAGCACCAGUGGACAAGCCGGAGUUCUCCGAACAGUGGUCAGGGCUGGAAUCGUUUGAAGCGGCACCAAACCCAUUGGAGGGUCUCGUGGCAGGAUCACCCGAGAUGACCGUUCAACGUAACCGUGGCAACAGCGAACUGCUCGAAUCGAGCUCGGAAGAGGAAUCGGAAGUAACCGCGCAACGGCAACCAGUGUCUGACGAAUGGCCUAAGCAGGACGAUCGUAAGCGGAUUAUUGUGUCGAACCGGUUCGAAAACCGGUUCAACGCAAACCAGGAAAGACCUGUCGGCGAUGCGCCCGCAACAACCGGGCACGAUCUUUCGAACGACAUCGCCAUCAACUUCCGGCUGGCCGCGGAUAAAAGUGUAACGGCAAACCCGAACGCCAUUACGUUCAAUCCGGUGAAUCCACCCUCCGUUGUUGUCCAGCGGGAUCCGUUUCCCGCGGCGGGACCGGGAAGGUUUCCAACCGUACCCGGUCGCCCAACGAUGGGCUUUCCUUCCCAGCAACCGGUUGGUAGUGUUGGCUAUCCCGCGGUAGGAAUGUUUCCAGGCUUUCCCGGAUCGGUUGGUUUCCCGGGUGGUCAAUAUCCGUUGCAACCAUUUCCCAUGCAACCGGCGCUGUUUGGUGUGCCGCAGGGCACAAACUUUGGUCUGGCAGCUCAGAACCCACAGGUACCGCCGUUCUUCUUCGGCAAUGGGCAGUUCCGGCGGCCUUAG